Messenger RNA from Rubroshorea leprosula, 809 nucleotides. NCBI's taxonomy places the organism in Eukaryota, Viridiplantae, Streptophyta, Magnoliopsida, Malvales, Dipterocarpaceae. The record is from the annotation of a GenBank genome assembly.
CAAGCUUCCUUAGGAUUACUAAACCAGGGCCCCUUUUGGAAGAGAAUUAAAUGAACUUGAAAUGCUGGUCGACAUCAUGAGGAAUGUUCACAUCCCUACCGGCCAACUUGACCAUUUUAUAUCGAGAUACUGUGCCUCGGGAUACACAGCAAAAAAGGCAUACAUAUUCCUUGAUGACUCAAACCCCUGCCUUGAUGAUAACUACUGCAAACUAAUCUGGAAUCAGUAUGUUCCCCCCAAAGUCAAUGUUCUUAUCUGGCGUCUUCUUCUCAAUCACCUCCCCUCUAAGGAGAAUCUUAUCCUUCGAGGUGUUGAUGAUUUAUCCAACACAAAUUGUGUUUUUUGCAGUGCCCAAACGGAGGAUGUCAACCAUCUCUUUACUAAAUGCAGGAAGGUCCAGCUAUUAUGGAGCAAAAUCUGUCUUUGGUGGGGGUUCUCAUUCGUCCCUCCUGAUAACGCCUCCUUGCUUAUUCUUCAACUUUGUUCACUUCCUGACUCAAAAAAGGCACGGAACUGUUGGAUCCCUAUUGUCUUAGCAACUGCAUGGCUCAUCUGGUACUCUAGGAAUCGCGUGAUUUUCAAAUCCAUGACAUGGGAUGAAAACAACCUCGCUGACCUUGUUCAGUCAAAAACCUUUGAAUGGAUUAAAGGGAUCUCCACCUCUGCUGCAUUUUCCUUUGGGGAUUGGUGUCAAUUUCCAAUGCUGUGCUCUAAGGAGACUUAACCUUUUCCCUUUUUCUUUCAUUCUAAUCAUGUCUAUGGGAGAGUACCCCUUGUACUCAAUUUUAUAAUAAAAUUUUAAUUCAUCU